AUUUUAAAUUGAACUAGUUAUUAAAAAAUUGGCUUCGCACCAUUUACCAAGAACGUUACGCGUUAUAGAGUUGAAGAGUGAGAGUAACUACAAAUUCAGAACACCGCAGCACCAUACUUCACACAUUCGAUUUCUUCAAAACACUCUCAUUUUCUUCUUCUUCUUCUUAUUCUCUUCAAUCUCAAUUUUCUCUUUCUUUCUGCGAAAAUGGCGACGAAUAUAGGUAUAAUGGAUAGUGCAUACUUUGUCGGCAGGAACGAGAUUCUGAAUUGGAUCAACAACCUACUUCAGCUCAAUCUCUCACGCAUUGAAGAUGCUGCAUCUGGUGCUGUACAAUGCCAAAUGAUGGAUGUGACUCAUCAAGGAGUUGUUCCAAUGCACAAGGUUAAUUUUGAUGCGAAGACUGAGUAUGAUAAGAUCCAGAAUUACAAAGUUCUGCAGGAUGUGUUCAACAAGCUGAAAAUUGAUAAGCAUAUUGAAGUUAGCAGGCUUGUUAAAGGCAGACCUUUGGACAACUUGGAGUUCCUCCAAUGGCUGAAACGUUACUGCGAUUCUAUUAAUGGCGGCAUUAUGAAUGAGAACUAUAAUCCUGUUGAGCGAAGAGUUAAGGUCGGCAAGGACCGAAGUUCCCUGAAAAAAUCAAAAUCACUGCAAACCAAUAUUAUGAAUAAUUCUGGCUCAGGCAACACACUGGGUCCUAAUAGAACCUCUGUGGCCAAGCCAUUCAGGUCAAGUGGAGGGGCAGGUGGGGAUAAUUCUUCAGCAGAGAUUCAGACUUUGUCCAAAGAGAUUACUGAUCUCAAAUUUACAGUGGACCGCCUUGAGAAAGAGAGAGACUUUUACUUCGCAAAACUACGGGAUGUAGAAAUCAUAUGUCAGACUCCAGAAGUGGAGGAUAUCCCUGUUACUGUAGCAAUUAAGAAGAUUUUGUAUGCCACUGAUGCAAAGGAAUCAGCACUGGAUGAAGCUCAAGAUUAUCUUAAUCAAGCAAUGAAUGUUGAAGAAGCUCAAGACUACCCAAGUCAAACUAUGAAUGCUGUUGAAGCUGAAGCAGAAAUUGAAGUUGAUUCCCAAAACUAGCUCCUUGCUGGUAUGCCAAGACAUUUGCUAGCCUCUUUUUAAGCAAAUUCAAUUCUGUCUUGCAAGUCGGGUGGUGAUCUGCACUCUCCUAUGGGCAUAGAAUACCAUGUAAUGAAAAUUGUCAUAUAUUGUGUUUGUUUACUUGUAGCCUAGAUGGAUAAUCACAUGAUAAAUGACUGGUCUUUACAAUUGUAGAUUUCAUCUAUUCGUCUUUUCAUCAUUAUAUAAAUAACUUCUCUAACGAAGAUUGCUCAAGGAAUGGAAGUUUCCUAGCCACAAUAUAUUUACUGAUUUGUUUGUCUGUAGUUUGAAAUUAGCCGCCAAGCUUAAGCUUUCUUAAUGUAUGAUCUCAGAUAAUUGUCAUUCAAAA
Molecule: messenger RNA, 1450 nt
Organism: Medicago truncatula (barrel medic)
Lineage: Eukaryota; Viridiplantae; Streptophyta; Magnoliopsida; Fabales; Fabaceae
Product: microtubule-associated protein RP/EB family member 1A
Exons: 8
Coding region: 208-1080 (290 amino acids)
Molecular function (GO): microtubule binding
Source: RefSeq, a predicted model, not a curated record